Messenger RNA from Saccoglossus kowalevskii, 640 nucleotides. Its product is annotated as N-acetylated-alpha-linked acidic dipeptidase 2-like. Lineage: Eukaryota; Metazoa; Hemichordata; Enteropneusta; Harrimaniidae. Gene Ontology annotation, molecular function: carboxypeptidase activity. The record is from RefSeq and is a predicted model, not a curated record.
GUGAAACAUGCUGAGAUGUUUGGUGCUCUAGGUAUGAUUUUAUAUUCCGAUCCUGCUGACUAUGCUACUGAUGGUGCUACUGAUGUUUAUCCAGAUUCCUGGUGGUUGCCCGGCACAGGCGUACAGAGAGGCACAUUAUGGAUAAAUAGUGGUGAUCCACUUACGCCAGGCUAUCCGUCAUUAGAUAGUGCUUAUAGAGAAGAAGGAGAUAUAGAUGGAUUGCCAAAUAUACCGGUACACCCGAUUGGAUAUAAUGAUGCUGUAGAGAUAUUGAGGCAAAUAGAUGGUGAUAAGGCACCUGCAUCAUGGCAGGGAAAACUGGACACUGUUUAUAAUAUUGGGCCACAAAUGAAGAAUAACAGUUAUGUUACAUUGGAAGUACAUAAUGUACAGAGACGAAACUACACAUAUACAACUGUUGGUUAUAUCAAAGGCAGUCUAGAACCUGGUAAGUCAACAGAGAAUUGUGGUUAUAUCAAAGGCAGUCUAGAACCUGGUAAGUCAACAGAGCAUUGUGGUUAUAUCAAAGGCAGUCUAGAACCUGGUAAGUCAACAGAGAAUUGUGGUUAUAUCAAAGGCAGUCUAGAACCUGGUAAGUCAACAGAGAAUUGUGGUUACAUUCAAAUCAGUCUAGAACCUG